CCCUUAUUACAGUAUCAAAUAAAUAUAUAUCUAUAUAUCUAUACUAUAAUAAAGCUCUUCAUUUGUGUGAACAGUUAACAAUGCCCACAUAAGAAGAACCUUUCUCUUUCUCUAUAAAACUUGUCAAACCUUGGAAAAGUAUUUCCCAGAAAAUUCUCUCUCCAAAACACUCCUCAGCAAGGCAAAUAUUGAUCAAUCUACAUUGGUCUCAAACGGUCUGUUUGCUUAUUAAGGCCAUUGUGUAGUGAGAGUUUCAGUAUUUGCGCGUAGCAGAAAUCGAUCCGGAAAUGGAAAAGGCCAUGGCAUAUGAGGGUGACUACAACCUCAAGGCAACCGAGCUCAGGUUGGGACUGCCGGGGACGGAUGAGUCCGAGGAACAAGCCAUGUCUAACGUUAGGAACAACAAGCGAGCGUCGCCCGACACGAAUGAGGAUUGCAAAUCAAAAGGCGGUUACGAUAACAAGCAUGGUGAUCAUGGUGAAACUGCACCUGCAUUCAAAGCACAAGUCGUGGGGUGGCCACCAAUCCGAUCCUACCGGAAGAAUAGCUUCCAAUCGAAGAAGACGGAGGCCGAAACAGGAAUUUAUGUGAAAGUAAGCAUGGAUGGAGCCCCUUACCUCAGAAAAAUUGACCUGAAGGUUUACAAGGGAUACCCAGAGCUGCUAAAGGCUUUAGAGAACAUGUUCAAACUCACAAUAGGCGAGUAUUCGGAGAGGGAGGGGUACAACGGAUCAGAAUAUGCACCGACCUACGAAGACAAAGAUGGUGACUUGAUGCUGGUUGGAGAUGUCCCAUGGGAUAUGUUCUCGUCAUCCUGCAAGAGACUGAGAAUCAUGAGAGGAUCAGAAGCUAGAGGGUUGGGUUGUGGCGUAUGACAAACCCACAAGCCUCCACAACCCAAAACAUAAGUGGAAAAAAGAAGAUGUUUCAGCUUCUGUUCGUUCUGAAAUACAAAUUUUCAUUUUGAAUAUCCUUGUCUGUGUCGACAGUUUCUGUGAACUUCAACAGAAAAUGCAAGCAGAAAUCAAGAGCAAACUACUAUAAAAUUACAGUUGUUUCGUAAAGUUUUUGCAGCAGACACAUGGUGUUUUAAGGUUCUCUGAUGUUAUUUUCUUCUUUGUAAUAUUCCCAUCAAAUUUAAACUAUAUACAAAGUAAUAUUUGCUUUCCA
This is a messenger RNA of Cornus florida, 1170 nucleotides long. RefSeq names its product auxin-induced protein 22D-like. Gene Ontology annotation, molecular function: protein binding. The transcript has 4 exons. Bases 288 to 875 code for a protein of 195 amino acids. Gene Ontology annotation, biological process: regulation of DNA-templated transcription. NCBI's taxonomy places the organism in Eukaryota, Viridiplantae, Streptophyta, Magnoliopsida, Cornales, Cornaceae. The record is from RefSeq and is a predicted model, not a curated record. Gene Ontology annotation, cellular component: nucleus.